CAAUUCAGCCGUGUGCUAUUAUUGUUAUUACCUAUACCUAUAUUAUGUUUUUCAAACGAGCUGCUUCUGUUACUUUGGAUCGAUGAUUUCAAAUAAAUACCAAAAUCAACGACUUAUUCUCGUUCUUAGCACGGGCCUAAUCGUAUCUCCUAUAUAUCUCGCGUUCGCUUUUCUAUAUAUUUUUUCAGUAAAUCUCUAUGUAUCUAUCGUAUAUAGAGUAAGUGAAUAGUCACACAGUAUUAGUGAACAGUUAGAAAUAUCGCAUAUAUCGACCGCAGCAAGUGUGGUUUUCGUGGCAAAAAAAACAAUCUUAAAUUAUUAGUGACUGUGCAUGUUGUGCUUGAAUACGCCACACAAAAGACAUGGCAAAUGAAGCGUGGAAGAGCUGGAUUCAUAACGUCAAUUGGGACUGGGAUCGCAGAUCGGUCUUAAAUGUCCUAUACGGCGUAGCUCAAAUGUGGCAGAACUCAUUACCAGAUCUUUCAAGCUUACCAGCCGGACUCGUCGAGUGUCUUCUCUCGCACACCGUAACAGACCAUGAGGGCGACGAGGAGGCAAGAAUACGAUUCAUCAAAUUCGUGGUUGACACCGGCUACAGAGACCAGCCCAAAAUUGGCCCAGACGGCCGGUACGUGUUGCGUCGCACCACACCGAUACAUCUCGUUUUGCGCACCAAAAUCAACAACUGGGAUGCAACUGCGACCAACAUGGUCCAGUUGCUAUUUGAAAUCUACGACAGAUUUGAUUUGAACUACACCGACGAAGGAGGAUUCACCCAUUUUCAGGCGGCUUGCUUUAUCCCUAAUGGACACCAACUCGUCAGGAAAUUUCUCCAAAACGGUCAGAAUCCUAAUUUUUUUGUAAAUGGUUAUUCGCUGUUACGAUCAGCUCUGCAAAAUGACACGAAGUGGGCCAGGGAGCUGCUGAUAAGAGGCGCCGAUCCUACUUGUGUCGAUACCGAUGGAUCCACUUCUCUGCACACUAUUUGCCGGGAUGGUCGGGUGGAAUUGCUGCAGUCAUUCUUCGAGGUCGUCGACUACCACAGAAAGCCAGUGCAGAUCAAUGUCCGUGACAGCUUGGGUAACACACCACUGCACUUGGCUGUGGAGAGCGGCAACGUGACGACGUUUGAAUUACUGCUGGCAAGAGGCGCCGAUCCGAACUCAGCCAACCAAGAAAGAUCGACACCUCUGCACUUAAUUUGCCAGAGAGUCAAAAAAGAUAAGUUGAUAGCGUCGUUUUUCAAGGUAACCGACGAAAAUCGUCAAACGGUUCAGGUCAAUGUCCGCGACAGGAAGGGCAACACACCACUGCACUUGACUCUGAAAAACAGUAACACGUGGGCGUCUGAAAUAUUGCUGAAAAGAGGCGCCGAUGUGAAUUCAGUCAACGAAGAAGGAUCGACACCACUGCACAUUAUUUGCCAGCAACUCCAAGCUGACCUUUUAGUUGAAACAUUCCUCCGUAUCAACGACAGAUUAGGUAAGACGGUGCAGAUCAACGCCCAAGAUAAGGGUCUAAACACACCGCUGCACUUGGCUAUACUUCACUGCAAAAAGAAGGCAACUGCAAUACUGCUGAGCCGAGGCGCUGAUCCGAACUUGGCCGAUAAGGAUAGAUGCACAGCUAUGCACCUUGAACUCAGUAAAAUUCAUCAACUUUAGACUUUCAAAAGCAAUAA
Molecule: messenger RNA, 1681 nt
Organism: Trichogramma pretiosum
Lineage: Eukaryota; Metazoa; Arthropoda; Insecta; Hymenoptera; Trichogrammatidae
Product: serine/threonine-protein phosphatase 6 regulatory ankyrin repeat subunit B-like
Exons: 1
Coding region: 363-1664 (433 amino acids)
Molecular function (GO): protein binding
Source: RefSeq, a predicted model, not a curated record